AGUAGGAAGUAGCCAAUGUAUACACCUUUUCGUGUUUUUAAUAGCUCUCUAACUAGCAAUGAUUUAUACGUGACUAGGGUUCUCUCGUAUGUUUUUGAAAUGAUCAGUCGUCGUGUGAACUAAGAAAGCGCUCAACAUAUGGUCCGUGGAUAACGUAUGACAAGUUGUAUCACAGGUCAGUUGACAAGGUUCUCUCCAUGAGUCACAUUCGGAACCCCCCGCCCAGGGGACAGGGGGCAGCGCGAGCCAAACAGAUGGGGCUGCUCCUGGAUCUGUCUCCGGAUGGAGGAGGAAAUGAAAAAGAGCUGGAGGCGGAGCUACUGGCACUGAUGGGCGGGUCCCAGGGGAAGAAAGGGACAGGAAAAGCUCCAGUUCCCAUGGCUGAUAUCGAGCGUAUGGCGGCUCUGUGUAUGAAGGACCUUGAUGAGGAUGAUGAUGAUGGGGAUGAUGAUCUGGAGGAUGAUGAUGAUCUCCUGGCUGAGCUGAAUGAGGUUUUGGAGGACGAUGAUGAUGAAGAGGUUCAGAAACCUGCCACCACUCCAAGCUCUAACUCCACCCCCCGCUCCACCCCCAGUACUCCUAGUGGUGCAACCGGGCUGGAGGCCUGCCUGGCUGAACGCAUUGACAUGUACCAGACAGCCAUCUCCAAUGCUAAUGCAGAGGGGGAGACCAGCAAGGCUCGCAGAUACGACCGCGGAUUGAAGACGUUGCAGUCCAUGAUGACGUCAGCCAAGAAAGGAAAACCGAUCAACGAAGAGGAAAUCCCGCCUCCUGUCUCCACAGGUGGAAAGCCUGCCCCAGCCCCCGUGCAGCAACCUAAACCAAUCAAAGAGCGGGGGCUGCCAACCCCAGUGCUGACACCCUCCCCGUUCACCAAUCAGAAGCCACUGAGGGAGGCUACGCCUGUUGUCCCUCCUCCUAAGCCCCGCCUCCUGGUCCCCCCUCAGAAACACACUGCCGUUACCCCGGAUACACCUGCUAUCUCCCCCCUCACCCCCAUUCAACCAGACGCACGGCACUCAGAGUUGAAGCAGUGUGUUCUAAACAGACAGAGGGAGUAUAAGCUGGCAGCCCUCCACGCCAAGCAGGGAGGAGAGUCAGAACUGGCCAGACAACACUACCACAUCGCCAAGAAACUAGACCCAGUAGUAGAGGCGUUGGACAGAGGGGAACCAGUGGACCUCAGCUCUCUACCUCCCCCUCCAGGAGAUGCAGUGGUAGAGCGUUCAGCUCCUCCCCAGUCUUCCUCCAGGCCCUCCCCUGCAGCUCCCCCUGCAGCUCCCCCGGUGGUCGACUCCGCCCUCCCAGCCCCAGGCAGUGUAGGGGAAGCGUUACAACAGAGGAUGGACAGAUACAAAGCUGCAGCAGAGGGGGCCAAGAGCAAAGGAGACGACCGCAAGGCACGCAUGCACCAGCGCAUCGUCAAGCAAUACCAGGAUGCCAUCAGGUCUCAUAAGGCUGGACGACCAGUCAACCUGGCUGAUCUCCCUGUACCACCAGGCUGUCCUCCGCUGCAGGGCUCAGAGAGCAGCCAGCAGAACUUCAUGGGCGUCCUGGAGACGGCCAUGAAACUAGCCAAUCAGGACGUAGACGCGGAGGACGAGGACGGAACAGGGGAAUUGGCCAAGCCUGCAGUGGGAGCUCCAGUCCAGAAAGGCAAAGCCCCGACCCCUCCCACACCAGGAUCUGGAGGCAACACAACACAGGGCUCCAGACUGGGGCUUAAAGCCCAGCAGCAGUUGGACUUCCUGUUGCUGCGGCGACAGGCGUUCGUCCGCGCGGCGCUGCGUUCUAAACAGAUGAAGGACAUGCAGGGAGCGGCGGUCCAUCUCCGACACGCUAAAGGACUGGACCAGAUGAUCAGCGCCACCAAGGGAGGCCUGCCUGUAGACAUCACCAAGGUCCCCAGUGCUCCAGUCAGUGAGGAGGACUACUCUCUGGCUCGGUCUCGUUCCUCUCCUCGCUCCUCAGAGCAAUACAACAGCCUCAUGGAGCUCCUCCGACAGCAGCACCAGAAAUGUCUGGCUUACUCCCAGCAGUUCACUCACAUGGGAAGUGUGGCCGAGACCUCCAGGUUUGAGAAGCUGGCAGAGGAGUGUAUGCAGAACAUUGAGGUGCUGAAGAUGGCCCACGCCAAGGGCCAACCUGUCCCCAAAUACCACACUGAGGAGAGGACCUUCAACACUGUCAAAAUGUAUCCUGACCUGACAGCCAAUGAGAUGACGCUGUACAUCGUGAAGGGCAUCAAUCUACCUGCUCCCUCAGGAGUCUCUGCCAGUGAUCUGGACACCAGUGUGCGCUUUGAGUUUCCUUUUCCUAGUAUGGAGGAGGCCCAGAGGGAUAAGACCAGUACAGUGAAGAACAGCAACAGUCCAGAGUUUAAAGAGAAGUUUAACCUGAACAUCAACCGUCAACACAGAGGCUUCAAGAGGGUCGUCCAGGCCAAAGGCAUCAAGUUUGACAUCAUCCACAAGGGGGGUCUGUUCAAGGGGGACAAAGUGUUGGGGAACGCUCAGCUGAAGCUGGACUCACUGGAGAACCAAUGUGACAUCAGACAGAUUAUAGAGGUGUUGGAUGGUCGUAAGGCUACGGGGGGUAAGCUGGAGGUGAGGGUGAAGAUUCGGGAGCCGCUGGGAGGAGCACAGCUUCAGAUCACCACAGAGAAAUGGCUGGUCCUCGACCCUGUACCAAUCACCACCCCCGACAGAGAGAGAGAACAACAGGACAAUGGGAGGAACAAGCAGUCUAACCAGUCCAGCCACUCUCCUCCCCAGUAUAAACUCCACAGUUUCAGUCUAAUGCACUACACAAGGGAGAGACUGGAGAGACAGAUUGGUGAUUACAGGAAGAGUAGGCGGGAUCCUCCGUCACCUGACACACACACACACACACACAGGCUGCAGUGGCAGAAAGCCCAGCUAGAGAGAGGCUCCCCUACUCUACUGUCAGAGUAUGAGAAUAUUUUGCAGCGUUUUGCCCAGGGACUUGCUGAGUCAGUGAAGAGGUUUUCCAGCCAAGGCAACAGGGAUGCUGCUAAGGGCGCUCGACGGCUGAAGAUGGUGGAGACUGAGUUGGAAUCUCUGAAGAGGAAACGCCUGGUCUAAGAAGAGGAGGACAGAGGGACUGGAGAGUUGGCUGGAGUACUGUUAUGUUACUCACACACACACAGCCAAUCACCUUCGACAUCUUCCUGCCACUCCUCUGCUCCUCUCUGCCUCCUCCACUAAUGCUCUUCCUUUUACUCUGUUCUUUACUUUUGUAUUGUCAUUCAUUCAAUCAGUUAGGAAGAAGAACCCGUUUGACUAAAACAGGCCUGCCUCCCAAAUGGCACCCUAUUCCCUAUAUAGUGCACUACUUUAGACCAGGGCCCAUAGGGACUGAUAUAGGGAAUAGGGCACCAUCGAGAUACACGGCAGAAUGGGAUCCUGUGAGAUUGAUAGUGACAUGAAGACAGAAUGCAGGGCAGGACAGAGAAUGUCUUAUUUGCACUUGAAAACAAAAACACUACCGAUUAUUACCAAAACCCUGCCGCCUUCACUAUAGUCUUUCAAGUCCUUCAAUGGCUCUCUCUCUUUCUCUCUGUUCAGAGUGGUGUGUGUAACUCCUGGUCUCCGCAUUGUGUGCGUGGGUGCGAUGUUAAUGAGCUUAAUGUAAUCUGUCUGCUCCACUAUUCCCAGAUUACUGUAAUAUGACCCGUUUGGUGCCGUGUGAUAUGGGAACGACACGGAAACGGGAACUAUAUCCCAUAAUGAGGGAUUAGCUAACACUGGUGUCGCCGUGGAGACGUCUCAUUCAGGGAAGUGAGGAGAGGAGGUACCCCAGGGGUUAAAUUGAAGAGGACAGGAUGAGAAUUGGUGUAGAACAGACCAGUAGCUGUAAAACCCACUGGAUUAUCUUUGAAUUGGGAUAGAGGUUCUCUAUUCAUUGUAAUGCUAUGGUACGGAGUCUGGGAGCCGUUUAAAAGGACCCCUCUUAUAGGACCAUAUUUAGCCUAUUGUGAUGUCAUCAAUUAGGCUUGCGUCAUGUCACUAUGACGUCAUCUGUUAGAAUGUUCAAAGGACUGCGUCAUGACCGCAUUGUGAUGUCAUCAGUUAGAAGGUGUGUUCCUCUGUUCAGACGUUGCUGACGCCAGAUCUUACAUCGCCUGGAUAGGUGUUUUACAUAUCAGCUAAACACAUCACAUGUUAAAGCAAUCUGGUGCACCGUUGAUGACGUGGCGUGCAACCAGUGGUUGAUGCAUGUGACAUCUGAGCAGAGAGACGCAACCAGAAUGUUUAACAAAGGAUCGCUUCAUCUGGUUGUGAUGUCAUCAGUUGGAAUGUUCUGCAAAGGGCUACAUCCAAUUAUGAUGUCAGAAUCCCAGAUUAAAGCAUGAUGAGUAAACUGUCACUAUGACCUGAGUCAGAACCUGAAGCACAUACAGUAUGUGACUUCAUCCGUGUCCAAGCUGGCCUGAUGUCGGCCCCAAAUCCUACAGGGAUCCUCUAAGAAUGAGAAGAAGAGGCUUCAGUGCACUUCCUGUUCCUCGUUCCGAAUGUCAUGGGCAGGAAAUGCGCGCUUUACUUACUGACUUCCAGACAGGCAGAGAGAGGGACAGGCAGACGGGCAGAGAGAGGGACAGGCAGACGGGCAGAGAGAGGGACAGGCAGACGGGCAGAGAGAGGGACAGGCAGACGGGCAGAGAGAGGGACAGGCAGACGGGCAGAGAGAGGGACAGGCAGACGGGCAGAGAGAGGGACAGGCAGACGGGCAGAGAGAGGGACAGGCAGACGGGCAGAGAGAGGGACAGACGGGCAGACAGGCAGAGAGAGGGACAGACGGGCAGACAGGCAGAGAGAGGGACAGACGGGCAGACGGGCAGAGAGAGGGACAGACGGGCAGAGAGAGGGACAGACGGGCAGAGAGAGGGACAGACGGGCAGACGGGCAGAGAGAGGGACAGGCAGACGGGAGACACAGGCAGAGCUUGUCAGAGGGGACACUGUUUAGUCAGUGUGGUUUGGCCGUGGUGGGCCGGGGACCACAGCUGCCUAUAGUGUUGAGGUCAGACCCUUUAUUCAGAUUUUGGGUAGGGAAAGGAGGUCUCAUCCUCUACCCCUCUAUAUACCCAGACACCCUGAGGUCUCCUCCUGUACCCCUCUAUAGACCCAGACACCCUGAGGUCUCCUCCUAUACCCCUCUAUAUACCCAGACACCCUGAGGUCUCCUCCUGUACCCCUCUAUAGACCCAGACACCCUGAGGUCUCCUCCUCUACCCCUCUAUAGACCCAGACACCCUGAGGUCUCCUCCUGUACCCCUCUAUAUACCCAGACACCCUGAGGUCUCCUCCUGUACCCCUCUAUAUACCCAGACACCCUGAGGUCUCAUCCUCUACCCCUCUAUAUACCCAGACACCCUGAGGUCUCCUCCUGUACCCCUCUAUAUACCCAGACACCCUGAGGUCUCCUCCUGUACCCCUCUAUAGACCCAGACACCCUGAGGUCUCAUCCUCUACCCCUCUAUAGACCCAGACACCCUGAGGUCUCCUCCUGUACCCCUCUAUAUACCCAGACACCCUGAGGUCUCCUCCUGUACCCCUCUAUAUACCCAGACACCCUGAGGUCUCCUCCUCUACCCCUCUAUAAACCCAGACACCCUGAGGUCUCCUCCUCUACCCCUCUAUAGACCCAGACACCCUGAGGUCUCCUCCUGUACCCCUCUAUAGACCCAGACACCCUGAGGUCUCCUCCUCUACCCCUCUAUAUACCCAGACACCCUGAGGUCUACCCCUCUAUAGACCCAGACACCCUGAGGUCUCCUCCUGUACCCCUCUAUAGACCCAGACACCCUGAGGUCUCCUCCUCUACCCCUCUAUAUACCCAGACACCCUGAGGUCUCAUCCUGUACCCCUCUAUAUACCCAGACACCCUGAGGUCUCCUCCUGUACCCCUCUAUAUACCCAGACACCCUGAGGUCUCCUCCUGUACCCCUCUAUAGACCCAGACACCCUGAGGUCUCCUCCUCUACCCCUCUAUAGACCCAGACACCCUGAGGUCUCCUCCUCUACCCCUCUAUAUACCCAGACACCCUGAGGUCUCCUCCUGUACCCCUCUAUAUACCCAGACACCCUGAGGUCUCCUCCUGUACCCCUCUAUAUACCCAGACACCCUGAGGUCUCCUCCUCUACCCCUCUAUAGACCCAGACACCCUGAGGUCUCCUCCUCUACCCCUCUAUAGACCCAGACACCCUGAGGUCUCCUCCUCUACAGACCCAGACACCCUGAGGUCUCCUCCUGUACCCCUCUAUAUACCCAGACACCCUGAGGUCUCCUCCUCUACCCCUCUAUAUACCCAGACACCCUGAGGUCUCCUCCUGUACCCCUCUAUAUACCCAGACACCCUGAGGUCUCCUCCUGUACCCCCUAUCGGUCUCUCUCCUCUCUCUCUCUCUCUCUCUACACUACAACAGUAAUUUAGUAGCCUACUGUAGUGGGAUCUGUCUCUGUAUCCACAGCAUCUGAGUUGGGUUCCAACCUGUCCAUAUAAUCUGAUUCAUUAUGAGCUAAAAGGCAAAACUGAUCCUACAUUAUGAAUCACUCCAUACUAGAUCUACUCUGAGAAGCUUUGAGGAUAGAGGCUGAGUCCCCCAGUCCUGGUGGCUAAACUGAUCCUAGAUCAGCACUGCUGCUCUGAGAAGCUUUGUGGAAACAGGCCCAGUCCCCCAGUCCUGGUGGCUAAACUGAUCCUAGAUCAGCACUGCCGCUCUGAGAAGCUUUGUGGAUACAGGCCCAGUCCUGGUGGCUAAACUGAUCCUAGAUCAGCACUGCUGCUCUGAGAAGCUUUGUGGAAACAGGCCCAGUCCCCCAGUCCUGGUGGCUAAACUGAUCCUAGAUCAGCACUGCUGCUCUGAGAAGCUUUGUGGAUACAGGCCCAGUCCUGGUGGCUAAACUGAUCCUAGAUCAGCACUGCCGCUCUGAGAAGCUUUGUGGAUACAGGCCCAGUCCUGGUGGCUAAACUGAUCCCAGAUCAGCACUGCUGCUCUGAGAAGCUUUGUGGAAACAGGCCCAGUCCCCCAGUCCUGGUGGCUAAACUGAUCCCAGAUCAGCACCGUUUUUUGUUUAGUUUGUUUUUUUUAUGUUGAAAACAUGUAUCCAUUGUUGGCAAUCAGUCAGAAAAGACCUGUUUAAUAUGUUAUAUAUACAGCAUUGACUAUGGCUCUAUUUUUAAAUGAAGAACGUGUGUGUGUCCAAAGGUGAUGGAGAAUGAACUAUUAACUGGCAUUAUAAUGAUGUGGUCAAAUGUCUUGGGAAUCAUGGUUGGAUUAAAUACCAGAAUGAAUUAA
This is a messenger RNA of Oncorhynchus masou masou (cherry salmon), 7321 nucleotides long. Its product is annotated as coiled-coil and C2 domain-containing protein 1A-like. Gene Ontology annotation, molecular function: RNA polymerase II cis-regulatory region sequence-specific DNA binding; DNA-binding transcription repressor activity, RNA polymerase II-specific. Gene Ontology annotation, cellular component: nucleus. Gene Ontology annotation, biological process: regulation of transcription by RNA polymerase II. The record is from RefSeq and is a predicted model, not a curated record. Lineage: Eukaryota; Metazoa; Chordata; Actinopteri; Salmoniformes; Salmonidae.